GUCCUCAUCACAAAAGUAAACAAAUCGAAAACUAAUAGUUCAUAUUUUCUACUUUUACCUUUUUAAUAACCUUCUUUUCAAGGGUUUUUUUAAAAAAAACUAUGACAGAACAAACGCCACAGACCGCUGUCGAUCAAAGUGUUUCAGCAACUUCAAAUGUUGCUCCCACUUCUACUGCUACUCCGUCAGCUUCAACACACAUUCAAACGCAACAGCAACUGCAGCAGCAACAACAAAACCAGGCGUUUAUGCAGCAGUUUUGGAGUCGACAAAUUACUCUUGCAGAACAGUUUGAAAGUGACUUUAAAAAUCAUCCUCUACCUCUAGCUAGAAUUAAGAAAGUCAUGAAAAGUGAUCAGGAUGUUAAGAUGAUUAGUGCAGAGGCACCAAUCUUAUUCUCCAAAGCCUGUGAAAUUUUUAUAUCUGAAAUUACAAUGCGAGCAUGGAUCCAUGCUGAAGAAAACAAACGUCGCACCCUACAACGUAGUGAUGUUGCUUCUGCAGUUAGCAGAUCUGAUCAAUUCGAUUUCUUGAUUGAUAUCGUUCCAAGAGAGGAAGUACCUAAAAGUUCAAAUAGAAGACCUAAGGAAGAACCUGUAGGCGUUAAUGCUUUUUGAUGUAUAUUGCGUUUAUAAAAGAUUUUUUUUCGUAUAAUGGUUGUCUUUUUAUUCUUAUAAGAGUAUCUUGAUUUAUAUUUUUUAAAAACAAAUUUUCAAUAAAAAAUAAAUUUUAAGCAAACAGAACAUAUAUUUGCCGA
Molecule: messenger RNA, 757 nt
Organism: Rhizophagus irregularis DAOM 181602=DAOM 197198
Lineage: Eukaryota; Fungi; Glomeromycota; Glomeromycetes; Glomerales; Glomeraceae
Source: RefSeq, a predicted model, not a curated record